CACAUUCCCCCAACUCGACCACCCCUCAGACUGCGUGGUGACUUGAUGUUGCAGGGUGGAGCAUCUUAUCUGAAGUGAUCUGCAAGGUCUUUUGAAAAAGUCUGAUCAUGACGACUCAUUGAGAUUUUUCUGUUGCGCACAGAGCCACACACGCAGCUUGCACAAGGCUUUGGGGGGUAGUGGUCGUAACAUGUAAACGAGCGCAUCAGUUUGUUUGGGCUUUUUUUCUCCAGCGGAUGCGAGAACUCCGGGGAAAGAGGAGCCGCGGGGAGCGGAGCGGACUCGGAUUCUCCCCGGCUGGUGACCUCCUGCUCCGGGGGAAACGUUCUCUCUACGCCAGGCGUCUCCUCUCCGCAGUCACGGUGUCCACCGAUGCGUCCGGCCGCCCCUGAUGCUCGGCGGCGCUACGGAGCUUUCCGGCCGGUGGGAGAGGCUCGAUCCGCGGCCGCGCGCCGCUAGGAUGCUGCGCCAGGUGUUGCACGCGGGACUGAGGACGUCGUUCCACGCGCUGGGCCGGUUCGUGGCCGGUCACGCGGUGUUCUUCGCGUCGGCGCCCGUGCUGCUGUCCAUCCUGCUGGGAGCCAGCUUCAGCCGCUACCGCGUGGAGGGGGACGUGGAGAGCCUGCUGGCACCCAAGCACAGCCUGGCCAAGAUCGAAGGCAACCUGGUGGAGAGCCUGUUCCCCGUCAACCGCUCCAAGCACGCGCUCUACUCGGACCUGCAGACACCUGGACGCUACGGGCGCGUGAUCGUCACCGCGCGCCGGGGGAGCGUGCUGGACCCGCUUCACCUGGACACCAUUCUACAGCUCCACAGGCGGAUCUACCAGAUGCAGGUGACGGUCCCGGCUAUGACAGUGGGCUCCGGCAGCUUCAACUACUCCUUCUCCUACCUCUGUCUCCCCGAUGACAGGAACAUCUGCAUUGUCGAUGACAUUAUCCGGGCCAUGGAGGAGAUCCAGUCAGCCCGGACGUUGAACCGAAGCGUCCCCGUUCUGCGUUACCCCAUCACCCAGCUGGCGGACGGGAGGCAAGCAUACAUUGGCCACCAGUUGGGCGGGGUGCAGGGUUGGGGCCCCGGUGGUGCGGUGCGGGUUCAGGGCACUGGGGUCAAAGGAGAAGGCGUCCGCUCGGCAAAAGCCGUUCAGCUCACGUACUACCUCCAUUCGCGGAGCGGGCUAAUGGACCGGGUGGCGGGUCAGUGGGAAAAAGCCUUCUGUGCCGAGCUCAAGCUCUUUGGAUCGCUACACCCAAAGCUGGGGCUUUAUCCCUCCACGUCGUCCUCCCUAAGGACAGACUUCCAGUUCUCCUCUGUGCUGGCACGUCGCCCCCUGCUGGCAAGUUUGGGAGUGUGCGGGGUGCUGGCCAUCCUCUGCUGUUCCAUGCGAGACUGCGUGAGGUCCAAACCCUGGUUGGGAAUGUUGGCUCUGCUGUCGGUCACUCUGUCAGGCCUCACCGCUGCUGGAAUACUGAACCUGACCGGAGCGACCUACAACUCCACAUACCUGGGAAUCCCUUUCGUCAUGCUCGGCCACGGUCUUUUCGGCUCCUUUGAGAUGCUGUCAUCGUGGAGGCGAACUCGGGAGGACCAACACGUGAAGGAGCGAGUGGCGAGCGUCUUUGAGGACAUCAUGUUGCGUUUCUCUGGCUCCACCAUGAUCCACCUGAUGACUUUGGGCCUUGCUGCCUCGCCGCUCACCAACAUGGAGGCCGUCCGGCUCUUCUGCCGCACUGCUGCCCUCGCCAUCACCAUAAGUUACAUUUACAUGCUGUCUUUCUACAGUUCCUGUCUGGUGUUCACAGGCUACUUGGAGACAAGGUACCGACACGGGUGCUUCUGUCGGCGUGUACCAAAACCUGACCGGCUAGAUUCAAAGCCGGCUUGGUACCGGUGUUUGAUGUACACCCGUUACCAGGAUGAAACACAGUCGACCAACAUACCUCAUGGAGUUGGUCAUACUCAUGUGCCAAAUCCUAACCUAACUCACGUGGAAACACGAACCGAAAACAGUUCUGGUGUGUGCGGACACACGGCCAGCGCCAUACAAACGCACUCACCCCCGGACAUUCAUUUAACAACACCUACGGAUCUUCACCCUCAGGACUCCCAUUUUUUGCUGGGAUGUGUACGCCGCUGUUAUGGAGACUGGAUCACUAACACUUACGUCAAGCCCUUUGUGGUUUUACUGUAUCUGGUUUACAUCUCCUUUGGACUGAUGGGCUUUCUCCAGGUGACCCAGGGUUCUGACCCCAGUGCACUGGUCGCCAUGGACACAGCAACAGUAUUGUACACACGUGCACAGCAGCGUUAUUUCAGCUCCUACUCACCGGUUAUUGGAUUCUACAUCUAUGAAAGCGCCCCCUACUGGAACGCCUCGGUGCAGCGGGACCUGCUGGAGUACGCCAAAGGCUUCCAGAGGAUCAGCUGGCUGGAGGCUUACCUGGACUACCUGUCAGACCGCAACGAGUCCACCAGCCAGCCACGCGAGAACUUCACCCGCACACUGCGCCAGUCCUUCCUGCGUGAGCCGCAGUUCGCCCACUUCGCAGACGACAUCAUCUUCGCAGAGCGCGGCCAGGGCGAGGAGCCCGACGUGGCGGCCUCGCGCAUCUUCUUGGUCGCCAAGACGACAGAGAACAAGCGAGAGGAGAUGUCGGUGCUGCUGGACACGCUGCGCCGCCUGUCGCUCACCUCCCGGGUGCGCUUCCUGAUCUUUAACCCCUCGUUUGUGUACUUGGACCGGUACGCGACGGCGGUCAGCUCCCCGCUCAGACACUCACUGCUGGCAGUGCUCUUCCUGUUGGGUCUGUCCUCUUUGGUCGUUGUGGAGCCGCUGGUCUCCCUGUGGCUCGGACUCACCCUUCUCUCCGUUCAGUUUGGGGUUCUGGGCUUCAUGACUUUAUGGGGUGUGGAGAUGGACUGCGUGUCCGUGCUAUCGCUCAUCUCAGCCUUGGGUCACUCGGCGGACUGCAGCGGCCCCCUACUCUGUGGCUUCGCCUCGGGGCGUGGUGAAAGCAGGACUCGCUGGGUUCGGUUGGCGCUGGAGCGACACGGCGUUCCUUCCCUACAGACUCUGGUGUGCUACAGCGCCGCGCUGGUGCCCGUCUGCACCGUGCGCUCCAACCUCACGCGCACGCUUUUCCGCUGCCUCCUUCUGACAGCUGGCUGCUCAGCCCUGCACACGCUGGCCUUCCUUCCGACCCUCCUCACCUUCCUGCCCCCCUCCAAGAGCAAGGAUCCUCGGCUGGGGAGAGAUGGCCAGAGACAGGAGGUUGAGUGUGUUGAAAUGAAUGACAGCACCAGAGUAGUGGACCAGAUCACCACGGUUUGAGAAGGUGGAGGUCUGAAAGGUCAAGAUUUAACGGAAAAGAUCACAAACAUGGACAGUAUGGAGGAGAAAGGCAGGUCCUUUAUGCAAUGUAUCCUUGGUUUCCUGCUUAUAGGUAGGGCGGUGUGGCAUGUUAAUGAGUUUUCUCCCAAACAAUCACAGUAUUGAAAAAUGUGCCUGGAUGUAAAACACUUUUCACUUGCUUUAGAUUUUACCCUUUACUGCCUACAGCUAUGUUAUUUUCUUUUUUGUCAUAUCAUGUUGCACAAUUUCAGCUUCAAAGACAUGAGGUAAUCCUCUGUAUGACUUAGUAUUUCUACUUUAAUGCUGGACAAAUAAAGUCAGAAUAAGAGAACGCAGUGCUUUUUUGGCAGUGUUUAUUCUUGCUUAAAAUGUAACACACUAAAAGAACAGUCAAAAUGUUUGAUUGAAUCGUUUUGUUUGUCUAUGAAGAUAUAGCAGUUGGUUAGGAAUCUCCCAGUCAGCACUUUUUGCUUGCAAAACCAAUCUGAAUCUGAGUCGACCCUUGGCCGAGUCGCAUUCCAGUGCUUCACUAAAAUCCAGCUACAGGAUAUUCACACAGUACAAUUUCCUAGUAGACGCAGCUGUUGUGUAUAAUGACUGUAUUGUAGCCCCUUUUUCACUUUAAAAUUGGCUUUACUGUGUGUGGCAUAGAUACAACAAGGUGUCAUAAACCUUUAGAAAUGUUGGUCCAUGUUGACAUGAUAGCUUUGCCCACUUGCUGCAGAUUUUUUCAGCUAAAACUUCCAUGAUAUGUGUUUCCUGUUGCAAACGCUUAGGUGCACCAAGUAGCUCUGCUGGGUCGAGAUCUUGUGACUGUGAAGUCCAUUGGAGCACAGUGAGCAGGGAACCAGUUUGAGACGAUUUGAGCGCGUUAUACUGCCAGUAGCAAUCAGAUCGACCAACUGUGGUCAUAAAGGGAUGCACGUGGUCAGCAACAAUACUCAGGUAGUCUGUGGUGUUUAAAUGAUGCUCUAUGGGUACUAACACCGAGAGUACGAAAAAACAAAAAUUAAUUUUAUAGCUUGUAGAACAUUCAAGGUCAGUAACUUGAAGUUUUCUGUGCAUCUUUUUUAACCCCUUACAUGGUUGUGGAGGAAUGUCACCCAAGUCAUUUUUCUUAAUAUUGCCCUACUGCUUGUAUGACCUAGUUAGGUCAAGAUUCAUCAUCAGUAUAUUGGAUUUUCAUUUGACUAUAAUGCCUUGGUUUAUGUGUUAAUUUUGUCUUCAACUCAAUAGAUGCAGGUGCAAUAUAGUUGCUGCAACACAAGCCAAAAUUAUUACUACUCCACCACUGGUUUCACAGUUGGUUUGAAGUGUUUGUGCUGAUACAUUAAGCAAAAUUAUGUUAAAAACAUCUCUACUACUGUAUCAUAUUCAAAGUCUGGAUGUCUUGGGGAUCAUUCAGAUGCAACUUUGCUAGCCUAGAUUUGCAUUGUCCUUUACUGACACCCGUGGAGAUCGAAGUCCUAUUCUUUUGUGCUUUUAAAGAUUUAUAUUUCAGUUUGAAAUGAUUAUACAACCAAAAAAAAAAAAAACAGAUGAAUUUUAAAAAGAAGAGAUGUGUGAACAUGUUUGAAUGUAUUGUGAAUUUUAUGCAAAACCACAAGAUUCAGUGGUUUGGGCCCAUCAUUUUUACCAUAUGUAUGUCAACUAAAAUAUUAUUAGACAGCAUGAGUUUGCAUUUUAUUGUUAUGCUGGUAAUAUGGUUAGCUAUAAAGUAUUUUCCCCUCCCUAUUUUUUGUGUGACUGCCUUUCAUAUUUUGACUGCUUUUCAGUAAUUUUGUAUUUGACCAGGGUCAGCGUCACUACUGAUUUUGCAUGAGGCAAUACCUGGACCCUAUGGAGGCAGUCCAACUCUACCAGGAUGGCACAUCAAUGCAUGCCAUUUCCAGAAGGUUUGCUGUGUCUCCCAGCACAGUUUCAAGAGCAUAGAGGAGAUUUCAGGAGACAGGCAGUUUGUCUAGGAGAGCUGGACAGGGCUGUCAGAGGUCCUUAACCCAUCUGCCGGAUUGGUAUCUACCUCGUUGUGCAAAGAGGAACAGGAUGUGGACUGCCAGAACCCUACAAAGUGAGCCCCAGCGGGCCACUGGUGUGACUCUAUCUGACCAAACCCUUAGAAACAGACUUUAAGAGGCCCGACACCCACUAGUAGGCCCUGUGCUCACUGCCCAGCACAGGGGAGCUCAAAUGGCAUUUGGCAGAAAACACUGAAAUUUGCAGGUUUGCCACUGGUGCCCUGUUUAUUUCCCAGAUGAGAGCAGGUUCACUCUGAGCCCAUGUGACAGACAUUAAAGCGUCUGGAGAAGCUGUUAUGCUGCCUGUAACAAUUUUCAGCAUGAUCAGUGUUGUGUUGGGGGCAGUGUUGGUUUGGGAAGGGAUGAUGCACAGACCUGUACAAGAUAAAUGAUGGCACCCUGAAUGCCAUUAGGAUAAAACCCUUAGACCUAUUAUUAGACCCUCUGCUGAUGCAGUGGGAUCUGGGAGGAGAGACCUCAGGACACCAUCUGUCAUCUCCUAAGGAACAUGCCCUGACAUUGUCAGGAAUGCAUACAAGCACAUGAGGGCCGUACAAACUACUUAGUAUCAUUUUGAGUUGUUGCAAUGACAUUUCAGCAGAUUUGACUAGCCUGCUGCAUCAGUUUUUCAGUACCAGUUUCACUUUCUCAGUGAUGUAGCAACCUUUUGUUCCCAACACAUUACCCAUUCCAUAUCAGUGUCUAUAGCCAGAAGGAUCUUUUGUUCAACUGAGAUCUGCCACUCAACAACACCAUUUUUACGGCCAUCAAAAAACCCUCUGAAAGAAAUCAGGCAGAAUAGUCCAAAUUUAUUUAAACCGCCUGAUUACCUGCAUCAGAGCUGAAAUUUAAUAAUAACGAACUGCCAAGUUUGUGUGGCUCCCAUUUUCUAAACAAUGUGUCUGUGUGGAUAAAAGCUCAGAUUUCUUUCAAUGUCUGUGCAUCUCUGCUGGUGAAAGCAAAACUUGUGCUUUCAAACAAUUCCUCUUCGUAGCUGAUGUUCAAGGUGUGUGCGUGGGAGUUCAUGUUAAUCCAUGUGGCUGUUUGACACAUUUUUUUCCCUUUUGUGCUCAUUUUCUCUUAGUUUUUUUUCCUCUGUCACUUUCUUGAAUUAAACUGUUAUUCGGCGCCUUAACCAUCAAAAAGAAAAACCCACAAACUUCCUACCCAUGAGCACUGCCAGUUAACUCUUUGAUAAGCAUGUCCCUAUGCUAGAUGGAUAAAUUGUUUUAUUAUUUGUCAAACAAAUAAAAAUGACAAAUCUGGA
Fundulus heteroclitus (mummichog) is the source of this 6634-nucleotide messenger RNA. It is a transcript of the gene ptchd1, whose product is annotated as patched domain containing 1. The record is from RefSeq and is a predicted model, not a curated record. Gene Ontology annotation, biological process: cognition; chemical synaptic transmission. The transcript is spliced from 5 exons. The coding region runs from base 392 to 3331 and encodes 979 amino acids. Gene Ontology annotation, cellular component: plasma membrane; synapse. Lineage: Eukaryota; Metazoa; Chordata; Actinopteri; Cyprinodontiformes; Fundulidae.